AUGAUUACCAAGAGACGUCACGAGAAGGCGCAAGAAGUGUGCAGUUUGCGAUAUGCAAGAUAUUUCACCUUGUUCAAUGUCUCCUCUCACUUUAUAGACCAUCUUCAACUGGCGCCAGUUCUCAGCAUGAUUCGGGGGAAAUCCAGAUUUACGAAAUACAUUGUCGCUGCAUUCGCCAGUUAUAUUAUUCUCACUCUUUUAUUCAGUGGUACGGGGGAAAAGUAUUGGAAACAGGACUGGGUGAAGAUCGCGCGGUCCACGUUAGAGGAUCGGGCGCUGGAGCAUAUUCAAAAUGAGACGCUUGGGUUUGAACACAUUUACGCCAUUGGGCUGAAAGAACGAACAGAUAAGCGCGAUUUCCUCAACCUCGCUGCGUCGAUAGCCGGGUUUCGGGUUGAAUGGGUAGACGGGGUACAUCCAGAGGAUAUGAGCGAGAAGGCUCUGCUCAACGAUAAUCUAUUAGCACCAUCCGAGAUAGGAUGCUGGCGCGCUCAUAUGAACGCUUUGAGCAAUAUGGUCCAAAAUUCCUACUCAACAGCGCUUAUCCUCGAAGACGACGCAGACUGGGACGUUAGCAUUAGGCAGCAACUCCGCGAAUUCGCUCGAGGCGUGCGCGCGUUAACCAGAAAUGCUAAUACGACCAAGAGCGCUCCAUACGGCACCAACUGGGACAUCCUCUGGGUGGGCGGAUGCGCUUCAUCUGCCGCUCCCAAUGAGACCCAAUUCUAUGCCAUCCCAAAUGACCCAACUGUCCCCAGUGUCGAUCACCGUGGUACAUGGGGCGGUCCCCUCGACUCAUGGAAGGAGAUUUAUCCUGAGACGUCGACUCGUUUCAUUUAUCGGGCUGAUAUGGGCUGCUGCACCUAUGGGUACGCGGUGACCAAGCGAGGCGCAGAGAGGAUCCUAGCAGCCUUAGCAGUCGAUCGGCUCGUAGCUGCAGUGGAUAACUCUAUGGCUGAUAUGUGUGGUGGUAAGGAUGGCCGUUCGCAGAUCGAGUGUUAUGCGCCGUUCCCCAACAUCAUCGGGACGUACAAAGCGGCCGGUCUUGCGUCGAAGGAUUCGGACAUCCGUGAAGGCAGCGACGAGUGGCACGAGGCACAGGCCUGGAACCUCAUGUACAGCACUCGACUGAAUAUUCAUCGACUGGUGGCUGGUAGGGAUACUGUUCAUGCCCAGUAUGAUGAGGGUUUUCCUUGGUCGCGGCGCGUGUUGGAUUGGAAGGAGUUCGAGUACCCGAGGGGUUAUCUAGUUUCUUGA
Messenger RNA from Aspergillus luchuensis, 1257 nucleotides. Its product is annotated as putative LPS glycosyltransferase. NCBI's taxonomy places the organism in Eukaryota, Fungi, Ascomycota, Eurotiomycetes, Eurotiales, Aspergillaceae. The coding region runs from base 1 to 1257 and encodes 418 amino acids. The transcript has 4 exons. The record is from RefSeq and is a predicted model, not a curated record.